AUGCCAGCAAGUACCGCUGAGCACAACUACAAUGUUGUUGACGAGCCAGUAACAUCGGUGCUGCCCGAUGACACUCUGUAUCACCUCGGCCAAGAUUUCAGUGCCGAUGAUGAGGUUCUCGCAGCAUUAGGAUACAAAGCAGAGUUCAAGCGCGAGUUUUCGCUAUUCACAACAUUCUGUGUUUCCUUUGCUGUGCUGGGAUUGUUGCCAUCUUUUGCUUCGACGCUGUACUAUGGCAUGGGCUAUGCGGGCACAGCUGGGAUGGUCUGGGGAUGGCCGAUCGCGCUUAUCGGAAUACAAUGCGUGGCCAUGAGUAUGGCGGAGCUAUGUAGUUCCAUGCCAACUAGUGGAGGAUUGUACUAUGCGGCGGCAGUACUGGCACCACCUGGUUGGGGCCCAUUCGCAGCAUGGAUUACCGGGUGGUCGAACUGGCUUGCACAGGUAACUGCAGCUCCUUCAGUCAAUUACGGCGUCGCUGCAAUGAUUCUGGCAGCGGCAUCGAUCCAAGACCCGUCAUACGUCCCGACCGAUUACCAGACCUUCCUUUUGACGGUUUUCAUCAUGUUGAUACACGGGGUCAUGUCUUCAUUGCCCACGAAAUGGUUGGCCCAACUGAACUCAGCAGGAUCAACGUUCAAUUUCAUCGCCCUUAUCAUAGUUCUGAUAUUGAUACCAGCUGGCACUGACCGGGAAAGCCGCGGCCUCCCUAAAUUCACAUCUUCCAGCAAAGUUUGGGGCGAUAUUUACGAGGGAACGGCCUACCCACCUGGCAUAUCCGUGCUUAUGAGUUUCAUCUCCGUCAUCUGGACGAUGUCGGGUUAUGAUAGUGCCUUCCAUCUUGCUGAAGAAUGCUCAAAUGCGAACAUGGCAUCCCCACGAGCGAUUGUCAUGACAUCCAGCGUCGGGGGCUUGUUCGGUUGGUUUCUGCAGAUCGUAGUCGCUUACACUGUCGUUGAUAUCGAUGCGGUCUUGAAUUCCGAGCUCGGCCAGCCGUUUGCUGCUUAUCUUAUGCAAUGCCUACCACAGAAGAUCACUAUGGCGAUCUUGUCGCUCACCAUCAUCGCAGGCUUUGCGAUGGGACAAGGCUGCAUGAUUGCAGCAUCAAGGGUAACGUUUGCAUACGCAAGAGACGACUGCUUUCCUCUUUCCGAGCAUUGGAAAAAGGUCAAUCAAUUAACGAAGACACCCGUGAACGCGGUGUGGUUCAAUUGUGUUAUUGGGAUACUGCUCUUGUUGAUGAUAUUUGGUGGCGAACUUGUCAUUGGAGCUCUUUUCUCCAUCGGAGCCAUUGCAGCAUUUGUUGCUUUUACAAUCCCAGUCUUCAUACGGGUGUUCUUUGUUGGCAGUAGAUUUCGGGCUGGGCCUUGGAAUCUUGGAAGAUACUCGUUUGCGGUGGGAACGAUUGCGUCCGGCUUCGUGUUGCUUAUGGUGCCAAUUCUAUGUUUGCCCAGUGUGACUGGUGCCGAACUGAGGUCAGUAAUAUACCCUAGCCUGGAUUUGAUGAAUUGGACCUGCCUGGUAUACGGUGGCCCAAUGCUAGCAGUAAUCAUAUGGUGGAUUGUGUCUGCUCGAAAGUGGUUCAAGGGACCAAGAGUGAACAUCGAACACUUGAUGAUUGGGCGCGAAGUUGAACCGGAUAGAGCUGGAUCACAAGGAACGGAUGCCGGCGAUAAGAAGCUAGAUUCUUAG
This is a messenger RNA of Aaosphaeria arxii CBS 175.79, 1689 nucleotides long. RefSeq names its product amino acid transporter. The transcript has 6 exons. Lineage: Eukaryota; Fungi; Ascomycota; Dothideomycetes; Pleosporales. Gene Ontology annotation, cellular component: membrane. The record is from RefSeq and is a predicted model, not a curated record. Gene Ontology annotation, biological process: transmembrane transport. Gene Ontology annotation, molecular function: transmembrane transporter activity. The coding region runs from base 1 to 1689 and encodes 562 amino acids.